AGAGAAUGUAAGUAACGUUUAUGCAGUAAAUGACAUAUUCAAAUUGACAAUUCUCUUUAAUUUUUUCACUACAACUAUGCACGGUUAAAUCUGGCACCUGAAAGGGCACCACAGAGAAACCUGCUUUGUUUUUCUUCAUUCUCGUGUUGGAAACGUACGGCGCGUACCAUUAACAGCACUGUUAUUUAAGUUGGUCUAAGUUCGUGUAUUAUUAUUAUCAUAAUAAAAACAGCAUUAGAGUUAUUAAACGGAUAAUUUACUAGACUCGUUAACGUUUUGGUACUAGCCAGGAUUAUGCCGUAUUUUAGUUGUUCUUAAUGGAUAGCUAAGUAACUCCAGCCGAUUAUUAAGAGGGAUUACAGACAAUCGGCAACUUUUUAGUAUAGAUGUUUUUAAUUGAUCGUUUAAUCGUAUUGACAGUAAUAUAUCCAGAAAUCGUAUUUUAGCUUGGUUUGCAUUAGGAGAUUUAAAAAGAUUCGUGGUUGCUGUAAAUUUAGGUACAGACAUUUCAUGUUUACAGCAAAACUAAGGCACAACUGAACUACUUUUGUCCCCUUUCUCGGGUCUUGUAGUUAGCAGUCUUAUUACGACAAUACUUUUGAUUUAAGAAAACAGUACAUAUUCUGGAGAAAAGGCGCAGGGGUUUUAUGAUUUUUACUCAUAGUUGCAUCUCCCUGCGUUCAGGUCAUUAAUGGUCUAUCUGUAGACAGAUCGUUCGUUAAGUCGGGUAGCAGUUGGUAUUUGCGGCCUUUCGCUUGCAUGGACGUCGUUAGCGGGUUACCGACGAGCUCGGAUGGCUGGAUUUCUGGCCACUGGGGCACAGGGUUUGCCCAGCAGCCGUCGGAUUGCCUACCGAGCAAACGGAAGCGGAGCUGCGCUGGAGGCGACGGCCCGCCUGCAAACGGCCACAUUCAGGACCACGGAGGGCCGAAGCUGUGCCCGAUCCAGGGCAUAGUUAAAAAACACCGAAGCUGCUUUAUCCCCAUUGACGGAAACAGAGGGGUGUAUUACUCUGAACGCUGGGAACCCAAUGGGAGUACGCUGUAUUUUCCAGUCACAGGGAGCCUCCUGGCCAACAUGGACAAGUACGACCAGAUAACGUUUGAGCAGGGAUGCUUCUUUACAGGCGACGAGUCCGGAGGGUUCCGCCAGAAGGCCCCAGGUCAGGCUAUUCACUGCUGGCGGUACAGUGAACGGGAAAAGAAGCUUUUUAUCGCACUGUCGUACUUCUUCUCCAGCUUUGAUGUGUUUCAGGAUGUUGUUAGCUCUCUGGGAGGGCUGUAAGGGGAGCAGCUGCACUUUACAAUGGAAGAUUCACAGAAUUCAACAAAACCUCAGAAUUUCUCUCCAGUCUUGGACAGAGAUGGUCAGAAUGAAUCCCGAAUGGAUCAAAAUUACCUGUGAAACGGCUUUAUGUGUUUAGUAAGAAUAAUGAUAAUAUUUACUGAUUUUUCCAAGUUAUUUUAAAAGCACAUUCAUAUUUCAAUCCUUUUUUUUUCUUCACUGUGGGCUUGGAAAAACAAAGCUUGUUCAUACACUCUAUAUGUAAGGGAUCCUAAAGACUUUUGAUGUUGCAAAGAUGUCCAUAAACUGAAAGGUUUAAUAAUCCAAAAGUGAAUUAACUUUUCAUCGCAUUUGGUUGGUGAAACUACAUUUUUUACCAUAUGUAGUUUGAAUUUAUCUGCUCUUUCCAGGUAACACUGUUCAGUAGUAAAACGGUUUCCCUCUUUCACGCGUGGAUAAAGGUAUUUUACUGCUGCCAGAGUAUUUCUUUUGAAUCCCAAAUUGAUGCGAGAUUUUAAAAUAUGAGUAAUGAGGAGGAUGGAAAUUCCUCUUCUGAUACUUGUUGCACUUUGAAGAUUUCACCACAGAACACCUGUCAGUAUUCUUUGUGACUUUUUCUUGUGAUGUUUACAUCUCUGUCAGCAGGACUAUCUAGAGGACUAGCUGCAUUUUAGAUGCAUUACUGAAGCUGCAAAUGUGACGCCCACCUUUCUUAACGACGGCACAAGUUGUUCCUCAGACCUUUGCCGUGCGCGUUUAUCCGCAGGUUGUGGUGGCAAUAGGUUGUGCCUCUGAAAUGGAAAGUUUAGGAGCACAAGAUCCGGUGUUGGCAAGAAACGUUCUUUUUGUCUAUCCUAUUUUUUUAAGUAUAGUUUCAGAUCUGUUUGGUUGCUUGGCAUUUGCAUGUGUCUGCCCUGUUUUUUAUAAAAGCCUUUUUUUUACUGUAAUUUUAAACAAUAAAUGCUGUUGGAAACUU
Molecule: messenger RNA, 2260 nt
Organism: Brienomyrus brachyistius
Lineage: Eukaryota; Metazoa; Chordata; Actinopteri; Osteoglossiformes; Mormyridae
Exons: 4
Coding region: 760-1284 (174 amino acids)
Source: RefSeq, a predicted model, not a curated record